Messenger RNA from Paramecium sonneborni, 198 nucleotides. NCBI's taxonomy places the organism in Eukaryota, Ciliophora, Oligohymenophorea, Peniculida, Parameciidae. The record is from the annotation of a GenBank genome assembly.
AUGAUUAAUCCCUACAAUCUAUUUUCAAAAUUAAUUUAAAUAACUUAUAGAUAUAUAAUUAAUCACAUAAAAUUAGAUUAAUAAAUUAAUGGUGGAUUUACCGAGAGAAUCAAAUGGAUUAUUUAAUUAGAAGAAGAUAAUCAAUAAUGCUUGAAAAUAAAUUUAAACAACCUCAAUAGAUAAAAGAUUUCGUUAUGA